This is a messenger RNA of Anopheles bellator, 2080 nucleotides long. It is a transcript of the gene bs, whose product is annotated as serum response factor homolog. Gene Ontology annotation, biological process: positive regulation of transcription by RNA polymerase II. Gene Ontology annotation, molecular function: protein dimerization activity; DNA-binding transcription factor activity, RNA polymerase II-specific; RNA polymerase II cis-regulatory region sequence-specific DNA binding. The transcript has 4 exons. Lineage: Eukaryota; Metazoa; Arthropoda; Insecta; Diptera; Culicidae. The record is from RefSeq and is a predicted model, not a curated record. The coding region runs from base 10 to 1638 and encodes 542 amino acids.
UGGGAAAUAAUGGAUCCCACCGGGGGGCGCGAUACGCGCUACAAUCUCCAGUACAUGAUGCCGGAAACGCCAGAGAUCUACGGCAACCCGAACGGGGGGUCUCUGGCGCGUCCACCGUCCAGCGGCGGGUUGGUGUCGGGGCAGGUGUCCAUGUCCCGCGGGGGCUCCGGCGGCGGGACCGGCAUGAUGAACGGACCACAGUGCGGUAGUGGCGGCGGUGGUGGCGGUGGGGGUGGUGGUGGCGGCGGGGGUGGCUUAUCGCGUGGUAUCAAGCGCACCAACUCGGACUGCUAUGACGACCGGCAGCUGGUGGUUGGCUCCGGACAGACGAUGACCGGGCUCGACGGCUGUACCGUCGGGUCCGAGGUGGUCGACGAGAGCUACACCUCGCUGCAGCCGAAAAAGUCACCCCCGAGCAAUGGCAAAAAGACGAAGGGUCGCGUUAAGAUCAAAAUGGAGUACAUUGACAACAAGCUGCGGCGGUACACGACGUUCUCGAAGCGCAAAACCGGCAUCAUGAAAAAGGCCUACGAGCUGUCGACGUUGACCGGCACGCAGGUGAUGCUGCUCGUCGCCUCCGAAACCGGUCACGUGUACACGUUUGCGACUCGCAAGCUGCAGCCGAUGAUCACGUCGGAGGCGGGCAAGGCGCUGAUCCAGACGUGCCUGAACUCGCCCGACCCGCCGACGGGCUCAUCCGGUGACCAGCGCAUGUCCGCGACCGGGUUCGAGGAGACGGAGCUCAGCUACAACAUCGGCGACGAGGACUCCAAAGAUGACCGGUCGCCGAUGUCGUCCGGCAGCGAGUCCGACGACUGCUCGGGACCGGAGUCACCGCCUCCCCCAGGACCUAGCUCUAGUACGAUGAUCAUCAGCAACAAUCAACAUCAGCAGCAGCAGCAGCAGCAUCACAGCGGCCUCAACGAGAAGCCAUCCAUUCGGCACCAGCCGGACGAGCCCGAGGCACUGAAGGCAUCAUCGGCCAUCAGCUCAUCAUCGUCACCGUCGGUGCUGACGGCUUCCACGGCCGCGGCCACCAUCUCCGCCAUCCAGCAGCAAAUCCAACAGCAACAGCAAGCGCUCCAGCAACAGAUUCAGCACCGACAACAGCAACAGCAACAGCUCCAGCAACACAAACAAUCAGCGAAUCAAAAACAACCGACAACCGGCCGGGCCGCCGGCAAAGCUUCACCGAAAGUCAAAGCGGAACCAUUGGCACCGGCAGCAUCAACAGCGGGCAACCCGUCCGCGGCAACAACCUCACCGGUGGUGUCGGUGGCAGCAACACCACAACAAAUCACCAGCAGCAUCAUCUACCCGGCGGCCGCCCUCAGCACGUUGCCCCAGGACGUGCUGGUGAACUUGCUACAAUCCGGACAGAUACAGCUCCACAGCGAAGAAAAUGGAUCCCAACAGUACGUCACCAUCCCGCUACCGCUCAUUUCCACGAAAGCCAACCCUCGACCAACGUCUUCCAAUGGGCAGCAUAAAUUGUCCGGUGCCAACCCGGUGUCUUCUGGGCCGGCCGCAUCAUCCAGCGGCACGUCGCCGAGGAGGGGUUCUUCGUCGUCGUCGUCGUCGUCACGGCGUAACGCGUCGUCAGCAUCUUCCACCAUCAAGACUGAGCCGCUGGAGUAGCGAAACCUUUGUUUACGUGCUUGAUGUCCUUUGGUCGCAGGACGCCCGAAAAUUGUUUUCUUCUUUUCAUUAUGUCCCACAAAACGUACUUCGCUGUCCUGACCGGUUUGGGCUUCAGGCGGACGACGGACAGCCGUUUGAUUGAGUUUUGCGUUUAGCUUGCCCCAUAUCACGUUAGCACCCGUAGGUGAUUCUAUUGCUUCAACCUAUCUUCCUUUUUCCUAUAUGCAGCUGCAUCUCUCUCGACGAUACUUAGAAUUUGUCUAUUAAAUUAUGCUUCUUCUUGCUCAAAUUCGCGUUCCCGAUUGCUGAACGCGUCUCUGACGCACAAGUGUAGAAGCGCGAUCAAAACCGAAACCGACUGCAUUACGAUGUAAUGUUUGCUACGGUUGUCCCGCGGGAAGCAUCCCCCCCAAAAGUCACACGUGAGAGAGUUUGCAAC